Molecule: messenger RNA, 2784 nt
Organism: Juglans microcarpa x Juglans regia
Lineage: Eukaryota; Viridiplantae; Streptophyta; Magnoliopsida; Fagales; Juglandaceae
Cellular component (GO): cytoplasm
Molecular function (GO): mRNA binding
Source: RefSeq, a predicted model, not a curated record
AAAUCCUUCUCCACCUCCAAGUCCCCCUUCUCCUCCUCGUCGGACCCACCACCAAAACGCUCCUCACUUUCCGCCCGCCUCAGCUUCGUCUUCGACCAAAUCGACGCCAUUGAAAAACAACAGCAAAAUCUUAUCUCCCAAAAGGACCAAACCCUACAGCGCAUCCGCUCCUGGCGCCAAUCCAGACAUCCCAAGUCGACCAACCUCAAUCAGAACCAUCGCAGUUUGGGUUAGGAUCAGCUGUCAAUGGCAACGAUAAGGUUGAUACCGAUUCCAUCUCGACGAGGGGGGACUGGAGGUGGUCAAGGAGAAAAAGGAGCAGUAGUGGAGGUGGUGCACCCGUCGGAGUGGAUUGAGUUGAUGCAGAGGUUGGUGAAGCAGAACUACUUGAUCAUAGGAGGAAGGACGAGGACCGAAUGAUCGAGAUUUGGGGUUCGAUGCGUCCAAAUUUGCAGCGGAGGACGAUAAGGUGGAGUUAGAUUCACCGACUACAAGGUGGUACAGACCGCGUGCCUCAAUUUCGGGAAAGAUCGGUUUGACAUACUGAGGUCUUUGUCGAGACAGGACAUUCAAAUUUUGGUUGGUUUUGGAUCAAGUGUGGACAAGAAGGUGGUUUUCUGCAAACUCUUAAGGAAGUAUGUCCACCUCGAUGAAGGAGAUGUUUUGCAGUUCUGCAGUUUGAGGAACUCCUGUGAAAGAGGAUAUCUGCUUACAAACAAAGAGGACGAAGCACGGACUAUUGAUAUUAUGCGUGUUUUACUGACGUUUGGCUUUGACCCUGUGAAUGGAUCAGUGAUCAAUAAGGCUCUUCUGAAACAGAAGUCUGAGACUGUUGUCCGUAAGUUGCUUCACGAGGUUGUCAAGUUGAGUUCAGUUCCAAGACCCAAUCUUCCUCCUCCAAUAAUUAAAAAGCCCCCUCCAAAAGUCAAGCAGCCCCCACCCCCUCCAAAGAAACGAGUUGGGCGUGACGAUGUUGAGAUGAAAAAAGGAGACUGGCUAUGCCCAAAGUGUGACUUCAUGAAUUUUGCAAAGAAUACCAUAUGCCUGCAAUGUGAUGCCAAACGUCCACAGAGACAGCUGCUUCCUGGAGAAUGGGAAUGCCCCAGGUGCAACUUCUUAAAUUAUAGGAGAAAUAUGGCAUGUUUCCACUGUGAAUGUAAGCGCCCUACUGAUGAAUUAAUGGAGACCAGGAUGCAAGAAAAGCAACAUGGUCCUAGGACAAGGUUGGAGAAGAUUGCUAACCCAGAGGUUUCUAAUGCAUGGAAUUUUGAUUUUGAUGACAACGAAUCAGAUGGAGCAGAUGUUGCUGCUUUUGAGUAUGCAGAUUCUUCCAUUAUGGCUAAAGGUUUCUUAAAUAGCCAGGCCCAUGGAGGCAAUUUAAGAGGGCCUAAAGGCGAUUUCAAUCGAACUAGCAGAGUUCCAAGGAUCCGUGAAAAUGAAUAUUCUGAUGACGAUACUAAUAGGCCUGGCUUUGAUGAUUUUGAUGAUGAAGAAGAUGAUAUUGAUAAGGAUUUUGAAGGCCUUAGCAAUAAUGUGCAUUCUGCUCGCAGAACGACUUCCCCAUAUUACAAUAAGCCAUCCAAAUCCGCACGUCUAAAAGCUACUUUCUCUGGAUCUGAGGAUGAUUUGGAUUCAGAUGAUGAUCUCUCAGUUCAUCCCAAUUGGAAAUCUAGUCAUGUUGCUGAUUUUAGACAGAGAGGUGGGCGGAGAGGUCAAGUGAGUCCAUCCAAGGGAUUAAGUUUUGGUUCUGAUGAGGAACUUGGCCUCAACUCUGAUGUGGAUGAUGAUUUAGAUCGGAAUUUCAGAUCUGAGCAUAAGAAAGGGAAUAGAUUGGGUUCUGAGAGAAGGGAUUUCCAGAGGAAAAGAAGUUUCGUCACUGGAGACACUCUCUUUUCUGAUGAAGACGAUGAUGAUAUACGUUCUUCUAGAAAUGAGCGAGACGAGACAAAGUAGAUUGAUACGGGACGAAAUAAGUCUCAAGGUCGUGCCAAUCAGAACUUCACAAGAGACGCAAAAUUCAGAUCCAGUGGUAAGAUGGGUGGCAGAAGGCACUCUUUCAAUGAUGAUUUUGAUGAACCAUCACAAGGGUUUCGAGGUAAUAGUAGAGGAUCUCGAAGACUUCUCAUGAUGGGUGGAAAGAACGACAGGGAGGGUGAUAUGCGGACUUUAAGGGGCGUAGAAGAGGAGAUAGUUUUGGGAAGCAGCAGCGUGGAAGGCAUAAUGAAUAUGAUAGGGAUAUGGACGGUGAUGUUGGUGGAUUUAAAAACAGCAGGCGCGUUAUAGAAAGAUAGACCAGGGCUAUAGGAUAAGCAGAAGCUCACUAAUUGCUUAUUCUAACCUCAUAUAGUUUGCAGUCAAUUCGGAAAGGGAAUGGUUGCAAAGAUUCAUAUUAAUGAAAAAGACCAAAAGCAAUCAGAAGGGAAACAUGUUUAGUUGCCACUUCACCAACACUGAAUAAAUGUCUAAUCUUUGUGGUUCUUAUGAAUUGACAUGGGUUUCCUCCUGAUUUGAGUCUUUCGAUGAGAAUUUGCCCCCAGAAGGUUGCAUCAAUCCGCGUAAGAUCUAUGAACUGCGUCUACACUUUUUCUACCUUGUGCUUCAGUUCAAUGUUGUUCUUUAGCCUGCUCUGUUGUUCAAUCGAUUGAAUAAUUGUUUUAACGCAAGGGGUCCUGUUUCUGUACAUCUCAUUGACAAAUUUUGUAGUAUCAUUAGCAUUUUUUUUUUUUUUUUGGUGUUUUCAUUUCUUCCUAAUAUAAUUGAUAAAAUAUAGUUUGUACCUUCUAA